AGGAACCAAUGACGCCUUCUGUUUUAGUGCGGAACGUUAAGCGCGAAGGCACGUGUACCUCUGCGUGUCUGCUGGUGUGGGGAGGCAAAAUGUGUGUCGAACAAUAGACUGGCGUAGGUAGACGGCUGGUCAGGAUCGGAGUACGAUAACGCAAGUCUUACCGCUGAUCAUACUCCCGUUUUCUCUUCAGCUGCUUGUGCACUUUCACUUUGGCUGUUCGACUUUUGUUUUGUGGAGCGACUGUGAAGACCAGAAAAAUAAAAAUGGCACGGAACCAAAUAAUCUACAUGAUUUAGAGAGACUCAGAGUGUCCAAGAAGAACGCGGUCCAAUUCCUUGGAACCCCAGAAAGGAAGGGAAAGAAAGAGGGUGCAGCGAAGAGAGAAGUGAAAAAGACAGAAGGAUAGAAAACAAAAAGGACAAAUGUUCUUCUAGUUUGUUUUUCUGGAAGGCCAUCUUUGAUCGUAGCCCCGUCUGCUCUCUGCCCAUCUGGAUGGCUUUUACUGGCCAACUGUCCACAUAAUAAGCAAAAAUCUUGUUUUUUCUGCCUAAUGUUCUUGCCAUAAGGGGACUGCUAUUACCAGUGGAUUAGUUUCAACAUAACGAAUGUAGUGUUGCUUGGCAUCGCAGAUCGCGCCUCAAAAAGCUGCACAAGGUCUUUUUUUUGCAGUUUUAUCACUGUGAUUGAUACAGCUGAUAUUAACUGAAGUACCCAAAAAGCAGUUUGAUUUUUUGCAGAAGGCUGAGACAAAUGUUUACUGCUAUAUCACUAAAUCCUUUUCAGAUUUGUCACAGUCAUACAAACCCAACUUAGAUAUAGCUAAUAUUAUAUGAACUUUUGUGACGCACUCGAUCAGAUUUUCUACCAUUCUUCACUAUGAGUGUUGAUAAUUCAGACCCCACCCCCAGAAGUAACCCUCAAAGAUCAGAGGGAGGGGCUGAGGAAGAGGCGGGGCAUGCGGCCUCCUCUGGCUCGGACAGUGGUGAGACGGGGGCAUCUCCGCGGGGCGCCACGGGAGUCCAGGGAUUGGCCAGGGAUGCAGCCGGCGCCCACUCGGACGACAUGGAUGCCCUGUCCAGUGGAAACGAUUCUGGAGAGCGGGAGAGCGAGGGCGGAAUGGGGAGGGGGGGUGUCUCCAGAGGACGUCAGUCCACCCGCAGCUCCCAGAGCUCCUCCAGUCACAACGGGAAGGACUCCGGCAUGCUGCUGGAGACCACUGAGAGCAACAAGAGCUCCAACUCUCAGAGUCCCUCACCCCCCAGUAGUUCUGCGGCCUAUAGCCUGCUGAGCGCCAGUUCUGAGCAGGACCACCCUUCCACCAGCGGUUGCAGCAGCGAUCAGUCGGCCCGAGUCCAGACGCAGAAGGCUUUGAGGAAAGCCCUCCGGGAGCUGAAGAUCCGGGUGCCAGCUGACAGGAAGGGUCGUUCUGGAACGCUGGAGGCCCUGAAAUAUGCACUGAACUGCGUGAAACAAGUGAGAGCCAAUCAAGAGUACUACCAUCAGUGGAGUGUGGAGGAGAGCCACAGCUGCAGUCUGGACCUUUCCACCUUCACCGUGGAGGAGCUGGACAACAUCAGUUCCGAGUACACCCUCAAGAACACAGACACCUUCUCUAUGGCUGUGUCCUUUCUGUCGGGGAAGGUGGUGUACGUGUCACCCCAGGGCUCUUCCCUGCUGCGCUGCAAGCCCGACAGCCUUCAGGGGGCGCUGUUCUCGGAGCUGCUCGCUCCUCAGGAUAUAAAUACCUUCUACAGCAACACGGCACCAUGCCGUCUGCCCAUGUGGUCUGCCUGCAUGGGUUCAGGCACCUCACCUGUGGACUGCACACAGGAGAAGUCUAUGUUCUGCCGCAUCAGCGGAGGACGGGUGCACCAGGGUGAAAUGCGGUACUACCCCUUUCGCUUGACGCCAUACCAGCUGACCCUGCGGGACUCGGACAUGGCUGCCGCCCAACCCUGUUGCCUCCUUAUCGCCGAAAGAGUGCACUCUGGCUACGAAGCCCCCCGUAUCCCUCCAGAUAAGAGGGUCUUCACCACCAGUCAUACUCCAAGCUGUCUCUUCCAGGAAGUCGACGAAAGGGCAGUGCCAUUGCUGGGCUACCUGCCCCAGGAUCUGGUGGGCACUCCUGUCCUCCUGUACCUGCACCCUGAGGACCGACCCAUCAUGGUGGCCAUCCACAAAAAGAUUCUGCAGUUUGCGGGGCAGCCUUUUGAACACUCGCCCCUGCGCAUGUGUGCUCGCAGCGGGGAGUACCUCACCAUUGACACCAGCUGGUCCAGCUUCGUCAACCCCUGGAGCCGCAAGGUGGCCUUUAUAGUGGGUCGCCACAAAGUCAGAACGAGUCCCUUGAAUGAGGAUGUGUUCAGCCCACCCCAGGGUGGGGAGGGGCGGGCCAUGAUACCCCAGAUCCACCAGCUAAGUGAGCAGAUCCACCGGAUUCUGAUGCAGCCAGUCCAUGCCAGCGGCUCCCAGGGCUACCACAGUCUUGGAAGCAAUGGCUCACAGGAGCAGCACCUGAGCGCUGCCUCGUCCAGUGACACUGCCGCCGAGGACACUGUACAGCUGCGCAAGCCCAUGACCUUCCAGCAGAUCUGCAAGGAUGUUCACAUGGUGAAGACCAAUGGCCAGCAGGUCUUCAUUGAGUCCCGCAACCGCCCCCCACCUCGCAAGCAUGGGGCUGGGGGAGCAGCAGGUGCCCUCAGAGCUAGCGAGGCAGCAAGGCCAGCUGGAGACGAGAAGGAGCCUGUACCACCACCAAAAAGCACGGGUCCUGUGGAGCCAGUGAGGAAGGAAACUCCAACCACCUACUCCUACCAGCAGAUCAACUGCUUGGACAGUAUCAUACGUUAUCUGGAGAGCUGCAACGUGCCCAGCACGGUCAAGAGGAAGUGCGGCUCUUCUUCCUGCACAGUCUCCUCCACCUCUGACGACGACAAACAGAAGGAGACUUCGGUGUCCAACAAAGGUACCCCGGUCGCCCUGGGCGCUGAUGGGACACCGCUGCCUCCACUGACGCUCCACAGUAAGACUGAGAGCGUUGCGUCUAUCACGUCGCAGUGCAGCUUCAGCAGCACCAUUGUUCACGUCGGUGACAAGAAACCCCCAGAGUCAGCAGACAUUGUGAUGGAGGAGGCCCCUCCGACUCCUACCCAAGCCCCACCUCCAUUGCCACCCCCACCUCCACCCAUGGCACAGACACCGGCAGCUCCUCCCAGUCCUGCUCCUCCAACAGCGGAUGCAUGGAGAGGGGGAGCGGGGCGACUGGGUCUCACCAAAGAGGUGCUGUCGGCACACACGCAGCAAGAGGAGCAGGCCUUCCUCAGUCGUUUCCGGGACCUGAGCCAGCUGCGUGUGUUUGACCCCAGCUCGGCUCCCCAGCGACGCCAUACGACCAUGCCAUUCGCAAAAGGUGUGCGCAGCUCCAGAGAUUACCCUGCAGGGGGCAGCAGUGGACGUAGGCGUGGAAGGGGAGGCAAGAGGCUGAAGCACCAGAAAACUUCAGACCACAGCAGUUCUUUGGGGAUUGAAGGAGCUGCUGCUGGACGGCUGGGGGCUGCAGGCACAAAUCCAAAGGGCCCUGUCCCCCAGGCGCCCCCCAUGGUCCCAGGAGCUCCCACCUCUUCCUCAUCCUGGCCUGCCUCUGUGGGUUCCCAAGCCAGCCUGGCUGCUGUGCCGCACCCUCCCGGGGUCGUGCCUCUCUACCCUUUUUAUCCGCCGCCUCUCCCUCAGCCGGUACCCCCCAGUGCCCCGGACUCGCUCCAGUCUGGCCUGCGCUACCCCUUGCAGCCACCCCCCUCUGUGGUUCCCCCAAUGGUGGCGUUUGUUGUGCCCAAUUACAUGUUCCCGCAGCUUAGCUCCUCCAUACCCUCUCUGCCUCAGCCCUUCUAUACCCCCAGUCCUGGGUUCUCUUAUCCAGCAUCUGCACCCAUUCCUCCAGCUGCUCCACAGACCCCGACCCUGCCCGCACAAACCCCCUGUGCUCCAUCACGCUCCAGCACACCUCAGUCCUGCAGUCAGCCACCAAUAGAGCGCGAGGGGGCGGAGUCUCCUCUCUUUCAGUCCAGGUGUUCAUCCCCCCUCAACCUGCUGCAGCUAGAGGAGUCUCCUAGUAACCGGCAAGAGGCUCAGUCAGCUCUCACUGCUGUGCAGCAAGCCACACCUCCAGUGGGAGGGGCUGCACAGGAUUGGACAGCAAAACAGGGAGGUGGGGCUGUGGCGCAAGCAUUACCCAAUCGAGGCAAUGAGCCGAGAGACUCAAAGGAGAAUGAGAAUGGAGAGACAAAUGAAUCCAACCAGGAUGCCAUGUCCACGUCAAGUGACCUCCUUGACCUUCUGCUGCAGGAAGACUCCCAGUCAGGCACUGGUUCAGCUGCCUCAGGUUCUGGGUUCUCGGGUUCUGGGUCUGGAUCCUCGGGUUCUGGCUCCAAUGGCUGCAGCACUACAGGCAGUGGGACCAGAAGCAGUCAAAGCAGCCACACCAGCAAGUACUUUGGCAGUGUUGACUCCUCUGAGAAUGACCACACCCGCAGGCAGCCGACAGGGGGACCUGGUGAGGAGCAGUUCAUAAAGUACGUCCUGCAGGACCCCAUCUGGCUGUUGAUGGCCAACACAGAUGAGGAAGUAAUGAUGACCUACCAGCUGCCCAUCCGGGACGUGGAGACUGUUUUGCGUGAGGACAGGGAGGCCCUACGGGCCAUGCAGAAGCAACAGCCGUGUUUCACAGAGUCCCAGAAGAAAGAACUGAGUCAGGUCCACCCAUGGAUCCGCACGGGACGCCUACCCCGGGCCAUCAACGUCUCGGCAUGUGUAGGCUGUGAGUCGCACCCCUCUGUCCAGGAGACAGCCCCGUUCGAUGUGGAGAUCCACGACAUGGAGUUGGGCAGCGUGCUUGAAACGUCUAAGGAGACAGCCCUGUCAGUAACACCCAUGGAGGAGGAGCUGCAAGCCAGAGCUGUGACUCAAGCCAACGACCAGGAAAUGUCCACAGAGGAGCAGGAGGUGGCCUCGCACACUAAGGAGGAUAAGGGCCUCGAUAGGACUGCUGCGGGCAACUGAGCUGAAGAGUCCACGGUUUACUCAUGUGGCGAUAUUUAGUUUAACUGUGUUAGUCUACAGCCGCGAACUGCAACCUGCAUCCUACUGGCUGCACAUCAGUCAUUGUUCUCGAGGUGCAUGUGACUAAGGACCGCUCUCUUCAGUCUGCUUGUCGUUGGUGACCGUGAACCUGUUGCUCACUGGCAGUCAACACGACCCUUUGGUGCACUUUUGUCAGCGAGAACCCGACGUGAACCUGACGUGAACCCGACGUAAACCCUGUUUGCACCACCAGUGUACCCUUCAGUGGCCAAAGUCACAUUGCUAAAUUAGUUGUGGUUUGUUGUAACCACUGUUGUCCGGUCUUGAAAAUUGUAUGCCUUGAAAGAAAAGAAAGGAACAGUAAUUAAUCUAUGCCAGUGUGGUUAAAAGCCAGAACGUGCAAGACUGAACUGCUGGUUUCUUAAGCCAGCUUAAUGUUGUGAAUUUAGGCAUAGCCUCAUGGUAAACUGACGUCUGAGAGGUGGUACGCACACUUUCCUCUCCCGGUAUUUAUUUUUUUUAAUUUAACAUCCUUCGUCAAAUAAAUACAAUAAAAUUGCACAAAAAGACAAAGAAUGUGUAGCAAAUGACCGCAAGGGAUCUUGAAUCCUUCUGCUCUUGGCCCAGAAAGCACUGCUUUGCCUGAAUUGUACCAAUCUUCUCAGAGUCAUCCGGAGAAGGAUGGCUGUUCGGCUCCCAAACUUUUUUUUUUUUUUUAAAAAAGUCAGGUGUGACCAAAUGUUCGGGUUUUUUUUUGUUUUGUUUUUUUUUAACAUAGUUUGUAUAUUUUUGUAAGUUGUAUAUACUAAUAGGUACUUAAAAGGGCAGGACAGCAACACACUCAGUACAUACAUUGUGACAAAAAGGCCGAUUCCACAGUAGGAUAGAAAGGUGUUUCCACUGUUACUGGAUGUUGGAGGACUUUCCAUGCAUUUUGAGCUGGAUUGUGAAAUGGAACAUGAAUGUGUUUUGAACACCUUGUGCACUUGCCAGGACUGGAAAUGGGACAGUGCCCUUGAGCUCUGCCUCCAGCCGCAUCCCUGAGGUGGUGUCCAGAUCUAUUUCUAAUGGACCCAGGAGUGCGAAUUACUGUUGUGAGUGACACACCAGCCCUGCUUCACACAAACUGGUGUGCAGGAAUGCGCCUGAAUCCCAAAACCACAGUCCGCUUGGGGGAGAGCCGUUCUGGACAUUUCAGCUCCCCUCGUCUCGCUGUCACUCGGUGUAAGUCCAGCUGUUAGAGUGACGUAUGAGUCUUCAUUGCAUCAGUGG
This is a messenger RNA of Scleropages formosus (Asian bonytongue), 6348 nucleotides long. It is a transcript of the gene per1b, whose product is annotated as period circadian clock 1b. Gene Ontology annotation, molecular function: transcription corepressor binding; transcription cis-regulatory region binding. Gene Ontology annotation, cellular component: nucleus; cytoplasm. Bases 877 to 5055 code for a protein of 1392 amino acids. The transcript has 20 exons. The record is from RefSeq and is a predicted model, not a curated record. NCBI's taxonomy places the organism in Eukaryota, Metazoa, Chordata, Actinopteri, Osteoglossiformes, Osteoglossidae. Gene Ontology annotation, biological process: negative regulation of transcription by RNA polymerase II; entrainment of circadian clock by photoperiod; circadian regulation of gene expression.